AGAUUUCACCUGUGCCGCGACGCGCCGACGACGAUGACUGCACGUCCGCACGUCCGCAGUUCUAGUUCCGCUACGGCCGACUGCGUUCUUUAGAAUAGAAAUCUUUCUGUAGUCGUACGCGGAACAUUGCUCGUUGUUCGUCCGGUUCCGAUACAGAACUCUUCUCACGUCGACAUAAAUCGUAGCAAUAUUCGCACCGAUCGACCAACGAUCCACACAACUUAGGCACCUACUUACAUCGUAAGAGAUGAACAAAAUGCUGACUUUUACGAGGGCCCUAAGCCGCCGGACCGCGUUUUUGCUCUCAGACUCGGCCGCCGUUCGCGAAAAUAGCUUUCGGUCUAUGAGUACAGUUCGCGCGCCGCCAGUCCCUUCGGUCAUAACUGGUACGGCCGUCAGCAAGGACGAGACCAGGGAUUUCAUGGCAGUGUUCCCAGACGUUGUCAGGGAUCUGACGGACACCGGCCGUAACUUGGACGUGCCCGAUGUUACCAAGUGGCUUGCCAAGCUGUUGCAAUACAAUGUGCCCGGAGGUAAGAAAAAUCGAGGAUUGGCGUUGGUGUUGUCAUUCAAAAUGCUAUCCUCGCCUGCUGAUCAGACCGAUGAAAAUCUUAAAUUGUCUUAUAUACUGGGAUGGUGUGUGGAAAUUCUGCAAGCCUAUCAAUUAGUGUUAGAUGACAUAAUGGAUAAUGCUAUAACCAGACGAGGACGUCCGUGUUGGUAUCGGCACAACGAUAUUGGUCUUAUGGCAGUGAACGAUGGUGUUCUCCUCGAGCAGGCCAUUUACCAGUUGAUUAAAAAGUACUUCAAGGAUAAGCCUUACUAUACACAUAUUCUGGAGCUGUUCUAUGACGUUACUAUGAAAACUGCGAUGGGUCAGUGUCUUGAUAUGUUAACUGCAAAUAGCUUCAAGUCAAAAAAACUUGAAAAAUAUACCAUGGAAAAUUACACAGCUAUUGUGAAAUAUAAGACUGCUUAUUAUUCAUUUUUCCUUCCAGUGUGUCUCGCGAUGCGCAUGACAAACAUCAGUGACCCAGAAAUCUUUCGACAAGCAAAGACCAUAUUGCUUGAAAUGGGACACUUCUUCCAAGUUCAAGAUGACUUUUUAGACUGUUAUGGAGAUCCAGAUGUCAUGGGAAAAAUUGGCACAGACAUUGAAGAUGGUAAAUGUUCAUGGUUAGCUGUAGUGGCUUUGCAAAAAGUUAAUUCUGAACAAAAGAAAAUUAUGGAGGAUAAUUAUGGUAUUGACGAUCCAGCCAAUGUUGCAGUCAUCAAAGAUUUGUAUGCACAGUUGAAAUUACCAGACACAUUUCAACUCUACGAAGAAGAAAGUUAUAAAUUAAUAUGUACUCAUAUUCAACAGUUGUCACGUGGUUUGUCACAAGACAUGUUUUUUAAAUUCUUGGAAAAGAUUUACAAGAGAACACUCUAAUAAUUUUUAAUUUUUACCAAAAUGCAUAAAUGGGCAUUUACGUAUAUAAAAUAAUAUAAUUAUUAUUAUUUAUUAGUUUUAGCUUAUCAGUAAACAAAUUGUUAUUAUAUAUUUUCAUGUUAAACUUAAGGGUAAUUUUGUGUAACUUAUUAUUAUUUUUUAAAUUGAUAAUUUAUUGUCCCAAAGAUAUUUUUGUCAUUAUUAUUAAAACUUUAAAAAAUUGAAAUAAUAUAUUUUUGAAAAACCAAUAAUGUACUGUUCAAGUCAUAGUUAUAAAAACAUUGUUAUGUUAUAAAAAUGUCUUCUCACAUUUUGAAAUGUUUUAAUAUGAUGUUAAAGUUAUUUUAUACUUGAAUGAUCUAUUAUUGUACAGCUAUUAAUUUAUUUUAUUUUUUUUACUUUAGUAUACAAUCGUUUAUAGCUUUAAUACCAUUAUAUUAUUUUUGGAACUAAUAAAUAAGAAUAACUGUUAAAUGUUGAACAUAUCAAAUAUAGAAUUUUAUAAGACCUUAAUAAAUGUAUCCCAA
This is a messenger RNA of Metopolophium dirhodum (rose-grain aphid), 1959 nucleotides long. RefSeq lists its product as uncharacterized. Lineage: Eukaryota; Metazoa; Arthropoda; Insecta; Hemiptera; Aphididae. Gene Ontology annotation, biological process: trans, trans-farnesyl diphosphate biosynthetic process. The coding region runs from base 248 to 1432 and encodes 394 amino acids. Gene Ontology annotation, cellular component: cytoplasm. The transcript is spliced from 8 exons. The record is from RefSeq and is a predicted model, not a curated record. Gene Ontology annotation, molecular function: dimethylallyltranstransferase activity; (2E,6E)-farnesyl diphosphate synthase activity.